AAUAACGUAGUGCGGAGAUAACCAUCCCGGGCACGCGCACACAAACAUACUGCUGUCAAGCGUGACACCAUGAGCACGUGAGUAAUCCCGGGCUCACGUGACGUACACUUUUAGUCAUGGCCGACGACUACAGGCGACAGGGUUUCGAGUUGGAGAGAAGGAUAUUCGAGUUAGACAUCAAGUGUUCCAGUCUCAGAACUGAGAAGCAAGAUGAUGACUAUUUACAGAAUGCUUCUGCCAUACUAGACAAGUUGAAAAGCUAUUACAGGCAAGGAGGGGAGAGUAGCAACCUUUCCAAGGUGCUUCAGGAUUAUACACAGGUGAUCCUGGACAUCACAUUUUAUGAAGAAAAUAAACUGGUGGACCAGGAGUUCCCUGAGGACUGCUCACCUUUUAAAAUCCAGCAGCUGCUGCAAGACCUGACAGAGCCAGAAGUUUUGGCAGGGAGACUAGCACCAACACAAGAGGUGCAGUCCAUGUUGGGCCUUGAGCUGUUAGAAUGCCUUUAUUGGAGACGUGGAGCUCUGCUCUACAUGUACUGCCACACCCUUCAUCAACGAAAACAGUGGAUUAAGAAAAACAAGGACACAUUCCUUAAGUGUAUUCAGGAAGGAGUGCGCUACCUAAUGCGGAUGCUGCAGGUGAGAAACUCUGUGAAGCUCAACGAUGGCGUGGUGCUCCAUGACACUGCUACAGCAAGCUUCCUUUCUGAAGGCAUCUUCUCAGACACACACCUGUUGACGAUGAUGUACAUUGGGGAAAUGUGUUUCUGGGCGGUCAAGUACGAGGACUGCAGUGCUGACACGAUGGAUCGCAAAGAAGAUCGCCUGCAGUUUCGGGACAUUGGCACACAGAUCCUCAACAAAUACGUGCUUGCCUGUGAGGGCCCCCUGCAGGGCCAGGGCUGGAACACAGAGAAUGCCAAGGAAAUCCUUAGUAUUUUACAGUGAGCCCAGCUGCCUCUGUAUUGAAGUUGCCCUCAGGCACAGAUCUAAGUUCAGUAUUCAAAUGUGUGUCAACCCCAAAUAAAAAUGCAAUUCAUCCGAUGGGGUGUAAUCUUGUGGAAGGUGAAGUGGAGGUAUGGGGAGGAAGUGUAUGUGAUGAAAAGAGUCUUUGGAUCGGUGUCUACAGGCAACCCAAGCCAAGCGGUCCAGGGAAAAGCCGGGGACAGAGAUGCUAGAGAGAAGAUUGGUGGUGUAAAACUGGCAGGGGGAUCCACCCGAGGUUGUUAAAUAACAUUUAUCCCUGUCCUGCUGAAAAAGCAGUUGUCAUCUUGAUUCCAGACUGUUGACUGGGGCGCUUAUUUUGCUCUGAGAAUGUGUUAUAAUAACAUUAAUAUAAAUAUUAAAAGGUUAUUAAUGAAAUUUA
Molecule: messenger RNA, 1368 nt
Organism: Gasterosteus aculeatus aculeatus (three-spined stickleback)
Lineage: Eukaryota; Metazoa; Chordata; Actinopteri; Perciformes; Gasterosteidae
Gene: rimoc1
Product: rab7a interacting mon1-ccz1 complex subunit 1
Biological process (GO): mitophagy
Source: RefSeq, a predicted model, not a curated record